Molecule: messenger RNA, 351 nt
Organism: Anopheles darlingi
Lineage: Eukaryota; Metazoa; Arthropoda; Insecta; Diptera; Culicidae
Product: protein krueppel-like
Exons: 2
Coding region: 31-351 (106 amino acids)
Biological process (GO): regulation of transcription by RNA polymerase II
Cellular component (GO): nucleus
Molecular function (GO): DNA-binding transcription factor activity, RNA polymerase II-specific; RNA polymerase II transcription regulatory region sequence-specific DNA binding
Source: RefSeq, a predicted model, not a curated record
GCCUCGUUCAAGUACAAACACUCGCUAACGAUGCACGCCAGGCGACACACACAGGAAAAGUCCUUCGGAUGCCAAGAGUGCAGCAGAACGUUUAUUACAAGCUCGGCAUUGAAGAAGCAUGCCCGACGGCACACCCAGGAACGCCCGUACCGGUGCGAAGACUGUACCAAGACGUUCAAGUCGCCUAGUAAUCUUCGCGUCCACCGGCUUUCGCACACGAAGGAACCACGCUUCCAGUGCAGCCUCUGUGAUAGUUGGUUCAGCUACAAAAGUGUCCUCAAAACGCACAUGAAAGUGCACAUCCGGUCGGAGGGCGGAUGUAAGGUGGCCAAUAAAUGUCCAAAACCGUGA